GCUAACGAUCUUCUCCUGGCUGGUAGAAAGUUGUCAGCUCGCGAGGCUCUCCAACGCGGUCUUGUUUCCGACAUCCUUUUCCCUAAGAGCUUUAAGCAGGAGCUGCUGCUCCGUUGUCAUCGACUAGCUAGCGCUAGCCCAAUGGUGAGAAGUGUCUGA
Molecule: messenger RNA, 159 nt
Organism: Protopolystoma xenopodis
Lineage: Eukaryota; Metazoa; Platyhelminthes; Monogenea; Polystomatidea; Polystomatidae
Source: the annotation of a GenBank genome assembly